Rhagoletis zephyria (snowberry fruit fly) is the source of this 987-nucleotide messenger RNA. It is a transcript of the gene Cdk1, whose product is annotated as Cyclin-dependent kinase 1. Gene Ontology annotation, biological process: mitotic G2 DNA damage checkpoint signaling; G2/M transition of mitotic cell cycle; protein phosphorylation. Lineage: Eukaryota; Metazoa; Arthropoda; Insecta; Diptera; Tephritidae. Gene Ontology annotation, molecular function: ATP binding; cyclin-dependent protein serine/threonine kinase activity. Gene Ontology annotation, cellular component: nucleus. The record is from RefSeq and is a predicted model, not a curated record.
GCAAAAUAUGGAAGACUUUCAGAAAAUAGAAAAAAUUGGCGAGGGUACAUAUGGCGUGGUGUACAAGGGUCGCAAUCGUGUCACAGGGCAAAUAGUAGCCAUGAAAAAGAUCCGCCUGGAGUCUGACGAUGAAGGUAUACCAUCCACGGCUAUAAGAGAAAUAUCGCUGUUAAAAGAGCUUAAACAUCCGAACAUUGUUUGCUUGGAGGACGUUCUAAUGGAAGAAAAUAGAUUGUACUUGAUCUUCGAGUUCCUGUCCAUGGAUUUGAAGAAAUAUAUGGAUUCGUUGCCACCAGAGAAGUCAAUGGAAACUGAAUUGGUGCGAAGUUAUUUAUACCAAAUAACAAAUGCAAUUCUAUUUUGCCACCGUCGCAGAGUCCUUCAUCGCGAUUUGAAACCCCAGAAUUUACUUAUAGAUAAAAAGGGCGUCAUAAAAGUGGCGGACUUUGGACUUGGUCGAUCUUUCGGCAUUCCAGUUCGCAUAUACACUCAUGAAAUUGUUACUCUUUGGUACAGGGCACCAGAAGUUUUGCUGGGUUCUCAGCGAUACUCUUGCCCAGUUGAUAUAUGGUCCAUUGGCUGCAUAUUUGCUGAAAUGGCUACAAGAAAACCGCUUUUCCAAGGUGAUUCGGAAAUUGACCAGCUUUUCCGAAUAUUCAGAAUUUUGAAAACUCCAACUGAAGAAACUUGGCCUGGGGUGACAUCUUUACCAGACUAUAAAAAUACUUUUCCUUGUUGGUCGACAAAUCAGCUAACGAACCAGUUGAAAAAUUUGAACGAUCGAGGUGUAGAUUUGAUUCAAAAAAUGCUUAUCUAUGAUCCGGUUCAUCGCAUUUCAGCUAAAGACAUUCUUGAGCAUCCGUAUUUCGACGGAUUUAAGAUGAAAUUUAUAAAAAAUGAGAAUGAAAAAUGAGGCACAUUUAUUUAAAAGCUAAUAUUAUUUUAACCUUACAUUAAAACUUUUAUUCCAAUAUUAAAUACAUUAAA